This is a messenger RNA of Volvox carteri f. nagariensis, 363 nucleotides long. RefSeq lists its product as uncharacterized. The coding region runs from base 1 to 363 and encodes 120 amino acids. Lineage: Eukaryota; Viridiplantae; Chlorophyta; Chlorophyceae; Chlamydomonadales; Volvocaceae. The record is from RefSeq and is a predicted model, not a curated record. The transcript is spliced from 3 exons.
AUGUUCAUAUCUCUGCCGAACUCGUCGGAAGGCACAGCGGUUAAUGCUCCAGGCUUUGGUGUACGCAGUUGUUUUGGAAGGGUGUGUGGGUGUGUGUGUUCCAUGGUCGUAGGUUGCGUUCCCCGUACCUGCAAACCACCCAACAAGAGCCGAGGGCUCAAGGGCUGCCAGAUCGUCUAUAAGCACCAGGGGCCCGCAGCAGCCAUCCAUUCAUGCGCUCUGCGCAACUAUGCGCGCGCACUCCACCACCAGCAGGCCGCAGCCGGCCGUCGCAACGCGAUGAAUCACGCGCAUCGACUCCGCCGGUCUGCUGUUUCUGACGCAUCGGAAAGGAUCGACCGACGGACUAUCGCCGAACAUUGA